This is a messenger RNA of Lontra canadensis (Northern American river otter), 3837 nucleotides long. RefSeq names its product metadherin (gene MTDH). Bases 342 to 2174 code for a protein of 610 amino acids. The transcript is spliced from 13 exons. The record is from RefSeq and is a predicted model, not a curated record. Lineage: Eukaryota; Metazoa; Chordata; Mammalia; Carnivora; Mustelidae. Gene Ontology annotation, biological process: regulation of transcription by RNA polymerase II; negative regulation of apoptotic process; positive regulation of angiogenesis. Gene Ontology annotation, molecular function: NF-kappaB binding; transcription coregulator activity. Gene Ontology annotation, cellular component: nucleus.
CGCGCGCGGCGUGGAUCGCGGCCGGAGCCGCCAUUGUUCCGCCGAGGGACGACAGCGGGGCCUGGCACUGGCGCCGAGACGCCGCUUAGCGGCCGCCACUGGAGACACUCCUUCCCGCCGCCCCCCUCCUCUUGGCGGCGGCGGAGCGAGGCUGUCUAGGGGGACCUGGGAGCCCCCUCUCCUGGCGGCGGCAGCUGCCGCUCCCCGGCUCCGGCGCGAGGGGCGGCCGCGAUGCGCUCAGCCUGAGGCAGUCCGGCCCGGCCCUUCUUCGCCUCCCCUGACUCUUGUACAGCGUCCGUGCGCCCCGGCGUCAUCCUGCGAGUCUCGUUGACGGAGGGAAGAUGGCUGCACAGAGCUGGCAGGACGAGCUGGCCCGGCAGGCCGAGGAAGGCUCGGCUCGGCUGCGGGAAAUGCUUUCGGUUGGCCUAGGCUUUCUGCGCACCGAGCUGGGCCUCGACCUGGGGCUGGAGCCGAAGCGGUACCCGGGUUGGGUGAUUCUGGUGGGCACCGGCGCGCUGGGGCUGCUGCUACUUGUCCUGCUCUGCUACGGCUGGGCCGCGGCUUGCGCUGGCGCCCGGAAAAAGCGGAGGAGCCCGCCCCGCAGGCGGGAGGAGGCGGCGGCAGUGCCGGCCUCGGCCCCUGACGAUCUAGCCCUGCUGAAGAAUCUCAGGAGCGAGGAGCAGAAGAAGAAGAACCGGAAGAAAUUGCCCGAGAAGCCCAAACCUAAUGGACGGACUGUUGAAGUGGCUGACGAGGAAGUUGUCCGAACUCCUCGAAGUAUUACAACAAAGCAGCCCUUAGAGACAGAUAAGAAAAAUGAAAAGUCAAAGAAAAAUAAGAAGAAAUCAAAGUCAGAUGCUAAAGCAGUGCAAAACAGUUCACGCCAUGAUGGAAAGGAAGUUGAUGAAGGAGCCUGGGAAACUAAAAUUAGUCACAGAGAGAAACGACAGCAGCGUAAACGUGAUAAGGUGCAGACUGAUUCUGGUUCAUUGGAUUCAACUAUCCCUGGGAUAGAAAAUACCAUCACAGUUACCACCGAGCAACUUACAACUGCAUCAUUUCCUGUUGGUUCCAAGAAGAAUAAAGGUGAUUCUCAUCUAAAUGUUCAAGUUAGCAACUUUAAGUCUGGAAAAGGAGAUUCUACACUUCAGGUUUCUUCAGGAUUGAACGAAAACCUCACUGUAAAUGGAGGAGGCUGGAAUGAAAAGUCUGUGAAACUCUCCUCACAGAUCAGUGCAGGUGAGGAGAAGUGGAACUCUGUUUCGCCUGCCUCUGCAGGCAAGAGGAAAAGUGAGCCGUCUGCCUGGGGCCAAGACACUGCAGAUGCUAAUGCAAAUGGAAAAGACUGGGGAAGGAGUUGGAGUGACCGUUCAAUAUUUUCUGGCAUUGCUGCUUGGUCUAGUGUGGAUAGGGGAAUGAAUACCUCUGAACAGAAUUCUUCUUUUGCAUCUCUCACACUUAACUCUGCUGUUUCUGGGUCUACUGCUGAGCCAGUUUCUCAUUCUACCACUUCUGAUUAUCAGUGGGAUGUUAGCCGUAAUCAACCCUAUAUCGAUGAUGAAUGGUCUGGGUUAAAUGGUCUGUCUUCUGCUGAUCCCAGCUCUGAUUGGAAUGCACCAGCAGAAGAGUGGGGAAAUUGGGUAGAUGAAGAAAGAGCUUCACUUCUAAAGUCCCAGGAACCAAUUCCUGAUGAUCAAAAAGUUUCAGAUGAUGAUAAAGAAAAGGGAGAGGGAGCUCUUCCAACUGGGAAAUCUAAAAAGAAAAAAAAGAAAAAGAAGAAGCAAGGCGAAGAUAACUCUCCUGCACAGGACACAGAAUUAGAAAAAGAGAUUAGAGAAGAGCUUCCAAUGAAUACCUCUAAAGUCCGUCCAAAACAGGAAAAAACUUUUUCUUUGAAGACCAUAAGCACUAGUGAUCCAGCUGAAGCACUCAUCAAAAAUAGCCAGCCUAUCAAGACUCUUCCACCUGCUAUUCCUACCGAGCCAUCUGUUAUUUUAUCAAAAAGUGAUUCUGACAAGAGCUCUUCCCAAGUGCCACCGAUACUACAAGAGACAGAUAAAUCCAAGUCAAAUACUAAGCAAAAUAGUGUGCCUCCUUCACAGACCAAGUCUGAAACUAGCUGGGAAUCUCCCAAACAAAUAAAAAAGAAGAAAAAAGCCAGACGGGAAACGUGAAUAUAUUUUUCCUGAAUUGGACAUGUGUUUGCAAACACUGUCUGGAAGAUUAUGCUGUUUAUGCAAUAAUUUGUGAACAUGUACAGAGUUUUAUAUAAAUUUAAACCAAUUUUUAAAACAAAACUGUGAACACAACCACCGUAAAAAUGGAAUCAAAGGAAAGUUAAUUUAUGAAAUUCAGAGGUCAGCAGAAUAUACUCCAGUGCUGGAAGACACUUGGGGAAAGUCUUUUCAAUUGAACAAGAACGAUCUUAAUUUAAAAAUCCUAUCCUGGUUUUACAGCAGUGCCCUGUUUACAACAGCUUGUGCCCUGUCUCAUCUGCAGCUGAGGAAUAAAGGAUUCUAAUUAGAGAGAGGGCUGCCUGCGGGUGCGUAGGCAGCAUCUGCGAUCUUAUGCACGAAACUUAACCAUUUGAAUCUGUUUUAUGCUUAAAGUGCUUUGAUCAAGUGCAUAAUCUGCCAUAUCUUUACAUGUAUGUUGGUAGCGGUUUGUAUUAAAGGAAUCACAAGUGCAAAUAAAAGGUCAUUUAUCAUUUGUUAACUAAACUCAUGGUUUAGUUUACAAUUUUUAAAAAGUUCUUAAUUAAAACAUUGAACAUGCAGUUGAUGCUUGUAUGGCUUAUGAAGUUAUUUUUGAUAGUCUUACAUUACUUGAAUUGUUCAAAGUUCAGUAUAUUUUAAAUUAAGAAAGGUAAACUAUAUGUAUUUGUUUUAUACUUUGAAGGUUCAGACUCACAAAUAAUGCUCUUGUUUAGAAUUUGGAAACUUUCAGGCCAAGUCCAACUUAACAUUUCUCCCUUUCCCUAGCAGUUUCUUUUUUCCAGCAUCAACUCUUCUCUUCAUUGCUAAUACUUCAACUUUAAAAAUGAAACCUUUCACAAAUUAGUCAUACAGACAGAACUUUGAGUAUAUGAUGGAGAAUGAAAAACUAGAGUCAGACAGCUUUAAUUGACAUUGUCAAGACCUCCAGUUAUCAGGAAUACAUUUUUUUACUGCCUUAACCUAUAGUGCGUAGAAUAUGCAUCAAUUUCUUGAGGGGGAUUCGUGUUUUUAUAAGAAUUUUCAUGUAAUUAUUGCAAUCGUGGUCAAAUAAGGAACGUUUUCUGCUUGAAACUAUUGAUUUAAAUGACGUGCGAGAUGUUUCACCAUUUUCAGGCACUGUGUAAUUCUAUUGUAAUAAACUGGCAGGUAUCUUUGUAACUAUAAAUAGUGCAUGCUCAGCCAUGUACACUGUAAAUAGCCUUUACCAAACGUGUUUGACAAGGACCAUAAUUAACAUCACUUAGUGAAUUGUGAUAAAGAAAAAAAGCCAUGAUUUAUUUGAUGUGAUUGGCUUGUUUUUACGUGGCGCCAAGAAUGAAACUGUUGAACAGCUGUAACCAAUGGUACUGAUCUGUCCAUCCAAUCUUGUCUUUAUUAGAUCUGAUUGUGGUUUGAUAGUAUUGCAUCGUCACACUAGGAAAGCUGAAGAAACACAAUGGUUUUAGUAACUGCUGAAGACUGGCCUUAUUAAUGGACAGCUUUCCUAAUAAGCGAUUAGUAACUUCUAUCAGGUGUUACCAUCUGUUUCAGGAACAGGGCAGUAUGUUUACAUGUCCGAAGUCUUGUUUCAUUCUAUGAGAUUUCUAAAUUGAUUUGUUUAAAUAAAUUCAGCAAACGGAUA